AAUCCUAAUCCCUUAGGGGACACUUACCACGUGUCAAAUCGUACCUGGCUAAGCCGGAGAAAUGCCCUGAGAACCCCACGCAUCGUCCUCCCUAAAUCCAAGUCCCGUCGAAGCUCCGAAUCUCCAAAAAGCCCAUUUUCUCAAUAUCAUCUUCUCUAGGUUUUCAGAAAUCUCUCUCUCUCUCUCUCUCUGAAUAUCCAGUCUUCGAUCAAGAGAUACAACCACAGCUGGGAUAGAUUGUUUCUGUACGAUGGGAAAGAGUAUUAGAAUACGGUUAUUUAAUGGAUUUUUUACUGAGAUCUGCUGCUGAUAUGGUCAGAGAGAUCUCUUCUCUCUCUUUGUUAGGUGGAGAGAAUUUCUUCUUUGUUUUUUAAAGUUUCUAAUCAGAUGGACGAUCGGAAAAUGGAGCGUUUGGCUGUUUUUCUCGCGGCAUUCGCGGGUCUCUUUGUAGUUCUCUAUGCCAGCGCCGGUGACGCCGAUCCGCAUUACAAGACAUGUGUAGAACAAUGCGAACAGAGUGGAUGCGUCGGAGGUAUCUGUUUUCAACACUGUAGAUUUUCAUCCAACGGUGUUGCUGGCAACAGUCCAUGGUACAUGCAGGAACCCCUUUACCUGCAGUGGAAGCAAUGGGACUGCAGGAAUGACUGCCGCUAUCAUUGCAUGCUAGAAAGAGAAAAAGAAAGAGAAAAACUUGGCCAUGGGCCUGUUAAGUAUCAUGGAAAAUGGCCCUUCAAGCGUGUUUUUGGCAUUCAGGAACCUGUUUCUGUUGCACUCUCUGUGCUAAACCUUGCAAUGCAAUUCCAUGGGUGGCUGUCCUUUUUUGUCCUUUUGUAUUAUAAGUUGCCUCUAAGACCUCAGACCAGGAAGACGUACUAUGAAUACACUGGCUUGUGGCAUAUCUAUGGGCUUCUAUCAAUGAAUUCCUGGUUUUGGAGUGCUGUUUUCCACAGUCGAGAUGUUGAUUUAACAGAGAAGUUAGAUUAUUCAUCAGCUGUGGCUUUGCUCGGCUAUACUCUUAUUGUGGCGAUACUGCGAACUUUUAGUGUGAGGGAUGAAGCUGCCAGAGUCAUGGUUGCUGCCCCGCUUAUAGCAUUUGUGACGACGCAUAUCUUAUAUCUCAACUGCUAUGAACUUGACUAUGGUUUGAACAUGAAAGUGUGUGUUGUCAUGGGCAUUGCUCAGCUUCUCUUGUGGGCAUUCUGGGCUGGUCUAACUCGUCACCCUUCACGCUUCAAGCUAUGGGUAGUUGUCUUGGGAGGCGGACUUGGCAUGCUUCUGGAGGUGUAUGAUUUCCCUCCUUAUGAAGGAUAUAUUGAUGCCCAUGCUUUAUGGCAUGCCACCACGAUACCCCUUACCUAUCUCUGGUGGAGCUUCAUCAAAGAAGACGCCGAGUUUAGGACUUCAACCCUCACCAAGAAGGUCGAGUAGUGGCGUUCAUUUUCCAAUGCACAGAUGGUGGAUUGUAUCAAAUUCAUGCGAUCAUGUUGGCCACUCUGGUGAGGCAUGUGUCCCUUUGUUUAUUAAACUCUUAAUUUUUACUCUUGCAAUGAUCUUGAAAUGCUUUUUUAUGGGCUCUUUUUUCA
Messenger RNA from Magnolia sinica, 1583 nucleotides. RefSeq lists its product as uncharacterized. Gene Ontology annotation, biological process: GPI anchor biosynthetic process. Lineage: Eukaryota; Viridiplantae; Streptophyta; Magnoliopsida; Magnoliales; Magnoliaceae. The record is from RefSeq and is a predicted model, not a curated record. The transcript has 5 exons. The coding region runs from base 388 to 1428 and encodes 346 amino acids. Gene Ontology annotation, cellular component: endoplasmic reticulum membrane. Gene Ontology annotation, molecular function: hydrolase activity, acting on ester bonds.